This is a messenger RNA of Anarrhichthys ocellatus (wolf-eel), 297 nucleotides long. RefSeq names its product zymogen granule membrane protein 16. NCBI's taxonomy places the organism in Eukaryota, Metazoa, Chordata, Actinopteri, Perciformes, Anarhichadidae. The annotation marks the transcript as partial. The record is from RefSeq and is a predicted model, not a curated record. The transcript has 3 exons.
AGUAUCCAGGUGCUCAACGGUGCCAUUUGGGGUAAAGUAGUUGGUCGCGUAGUAGGCUCUGCACAAGAGCUGAUCCUCUUUGAUGGAGAGACCAUUGUUCAGGUCUCUGGAAAAUACCACAGCAACUAUGUCUAUCAGAUAUAUGUUGUGACCUCCAGAGGGCGCUUUCUGGUCGCCGGCCAGCCAACAGCUAUGUCCUUUAACUUCUACCCAGCAGACCCGAAAGCUGAGCUCAUACUGCUCAGUGGCCGCUUCAAUAGUGCAGGGAUUACUUCAUUGGGUGCUCACUGGGAUGUC